Messenger RNA from Carya illinoinensis, 969 nucleotides. Its product is annotated as 30S ribosomal protein S10, chloroplastic. Lineage: Eukaryota; Viridiplantae; Streptophyta; Magnoliopsida; Fagales; Juglandaceae. Gene Ontology annotation, molecular function: RNA binding; structural constituent of ribosome. The record is from RefSeq and is a predicted model, not a curated record. Gene Ontology annotation, cellular component: small ribosomal subunit; mitochondrion; ribosome. The transcript is spliced from 4 exons. The coding region runs from base 92 to 709 and encodes 205 amino acids. Gene Ontology annotation, biological process: translation.
GAUAAUUCUAUGUCUCGGCUUCUGGCAUCGCAAGCAUAGCAGAGCCCAUCACACCACUGUCACCACCACAGCAAACAGAGAGCUUCCUUCAAUGGCAAUUUCUUCAUUCUCUGCAUCUUUAGUUCCUUCCAUCCCACUGUCAAAUUCUUCUCCAUUUAAUUCGAAGCCAGCUCUCUCUUAUGUUCCUUUCUACGCUGCUAAAACCUUAAAGGUUCAAGCCUUUAAACCCUCACUUUCAUCGACUAGGGUUUAUGCUACUCCUGAAGUUCUGGAGUCCCCAGAAGCCCUAGACCCACCUCCAGAAAUCCUAGAUGGUUCUGAGCCUACAAGCUUUGAGGUUGGAGGUUCCGAGACUCCCAGCACGUCAUCGCUCAGUAUCGGUGCAGAUUCAGACAAGAUGGCACCAAAGCAGAAAAUUAGAAUUAAACUUAGAUCAUACUGGGUGAAGUUAAUAGAGGACUCCUGCAAGCAGAUAAUGGAUGCUGCAAGGACUACCAAUGCAAAAACUAUGGGUCCUGUUCCAUUACCAACCAAGAAGAGAAUCUAUUGUGUUCUCAAAUCACCGCAUGUGCACAAGGAUGCCAGGUUCCAUUUUGAGAUCCGGACCCACCAGCGCCUCAUUGAUAUUCUUUAUCCAACUGCACAAACAAUUGAUUCUCUGAUGCAACUUGAUCUUCCUGCUGGUGUUGAUGUGGAGGUCAAGCUCUGAAGAAACAAUACUACAUCUCAGGUACUGGAUUGCUUCCUAGAGCAAAUCUAUAUCUCUCCUGAAGAUUUUCAUCGUCAAGAUUUGCUUGCAGAGAGAGGGGUGACCGCUAAAGAAGCACAUCGAACUGUUGAACCUUUUCCCACAAGUUUCUUUUGAUCCCAGAACAUUGUCCAAAUGGAAAAUGGGAGUUAUUUAUUAAAUAUCCUUUCUUUUAUUAGGGAAUUUGGCCGCCUUUAUAAAGAUUAACGGGUACUCUUUAA